Molecule: messenger RNA, 1682 nt
Organism: Tarenaya hassleriana
Lineage: Eukaryota; Viridiplantae; Streptophyta; Magnoliopsida; Brassicales; Cleomaceae
Product: protein PIN-LIKES 2
Exons: 2
Coding region: 221-1552 (443 amino acids)
Biological process (GO): endoplasmic reticulum to cytosol auxin transport
Cellular component (GO): membrane
Source: RefSeq, a predicted model, not a curated record
UCCUAGGGUUCGGGUUCCACUAUUCAGACAACCACGGCUCAAACACCUGAGUCUUCUCUUAUCCUAAAAUCAUCUCUCUCUCUCUCUCUCUCUCUCUCUCUCUCUCUCUGAAAAACAAAAGGAAAUUGGGAUCGUGGGUCAAAAUAAGGAAAGAAAUUGGGAUCGCACAGAGUUCUUCUCUGAAACCUUGAUCUAAUUUGUUGGCAUUACAGAGCAGAAGAUGUCGAGUGGUGUUAAGUCAAGAGGCGAGGAUCUCCUCAGUGGUGUGUUGCCAUUGAUGAAACUCAUCUCACUCACACUCUUCGGUCUGAUUCUUGCACACCCCAAGACCCAAAUUGUUCCAAGAGCCACGUUUAGGCUUCUGAGCAAGCUCGUCUUUGUCUUGUUCCUGCCUUGCCUUAUCUUCACUGAACUCGGAGAAAGCAUUACCUUAGAGAACUUCGUUCGCUGGUGGUUCAUCCCUGUCAAUGUCCUAAUCAGUACUGCAAUCGGGUUCUUGGUCGGGUACCUGGUUGUCAUCAUUUGCCAUCCACCGCCAGAGUUCAACAGAUUCACUGUCAUCAUGACCGCCUUCGGGAACACCGGGAAUCUCCUGCUAGCUAUUGUUAGUUCCGUGUGUCACACGAAACACAACCCUUUCGGACCUGAUUGCCACUCGAGAGGGGUAUCUUAUGUCUCAUUCGCCCAGUGGGUGGCUGUGAUUUUGGUGUAUACCGCUGUUUAUCAUAUGAUGGAGCCACCGAUGGAGUAUUACGAGAUUGUUGAGGAUGGAACGGAGAUGGAGGAACAAGACUUAACUGCCGAUGUUAGUCGGCCUCUUCUGGUGGAAGCUGAAUGGCCAGGUAUCGAGGAAACCGAGACUGAACACUGUAAAACUCCGUUCAUCGCCAGGGUCUUCAACAGCAUAUCCGGUUUGUCAAACAGUUCUCUGCCCGAAUUCGAGCACUCGGGUGAAACUGGAGGGAACAGUAACAGUCCCAUGUCUCUUCAGUGCUUGGCCGAGCCGAGUGUUGUUAGAAGGAUAAGGAUCGUAGCUGAACAAACUCCGGUUAAACACAUACUACAACCUCCGACCAUCGCAUCUCUCUUGGCAAUAAUUGUGGGAUUGGUGCCACAGUUAAAAGCUGUUGCCUUUGGGUACGACGCCCCGUUAUCUUUCCUUACUGACAGUUUGGAGAUAAUGGCGGCAGCAAUGGUUCCAUCUGUCAUGCUCGUUCUCGGGGGAAUGCUCUCGGAGGGGCCAAAGGAAUCGACGUUAGGGUUGAGAACAACGAUCGGGAUAAUCGUGGCGAGGCUAUUGGUGCUUCCCUUGGUCGGGAUCGGGGUAGUGAUGGCUGCCGACAAGCUGAACCUAAUAACCGGUUCGGACAGGAUGUUCAAGUUUGUGUUGCUGUUGCAGUAUUCGACUCCGAGUGCCAUAUUGCUGGGCGCGAUCGCCAGUCUGAGAGGCUACGCAGUGAGGGAGGCCUCGGCUCUCCUCUUCUGGCAACAUGUGUUUGCCUUGUUUUCUCUCACCUUGUACAUUGUCGUUUACUUCAAACUGAUUCCUUGAGUGCCAAGGUACGCUGUUUUACACGUUGUCUAUGGAAGCUACUUGAAAAUCAUUGCUUGUGUUCCAAGGUAUAUGUGUACAUAUAUACCUGAAGUAUGUAUAUUUCAUUAUUAAUCUUAUCAACAUUCAA